Lichtheimia ornata is the source of this 1008-nucleotide messenger RNA. RefSeq lists its product as uncharacterized. Gene Ontology annotation, biological process: polyphosphate catabolic process. The transcript has 2 exons. Lineage: Eukaryota; Fungi; Mucoromycota; Mucoromycetes; Mucorales; Lichtheimiaceae. The record is from RefSeq and is a predicted model, not a curated record. Gene Ontology annotation, molecular function: endopolyphosphatase activity; phosphatase activity. Gene Ontology annotation, cellular component: cytoplasm. Bases 1 to 1008 code for a protein of 335 amino acids.
AUGUCAAGGAAGUUUUGGUGGUUGACGGGCCUUGCAGCAUUUGCUGUUGUGGUCAUUGUAGUCGUUGUUCCAUCCGUGGUCGUAACACGUCAAAAGCAACAAAACAAUCAGCAAGCCGAGAGCAAUAAUCCUCAGCAACCACCAUCAACGAAUAAUCUUGGCGAUCCAAAUACGACCAGCAGUACCGAAGUUCAGCUACCUGCCUAUGCCAAGGCCACAUCGCCCUAUGCCAACUUGACAAGAAUUCGUACAUACAACGACAUUGAGAAGCAAAAGGAUCGUAUCUUUGUCAUUGGUGACGUGCAUGGCUGUGCAGCCGAACUAAAGCAGCUGGUCCAAAAGAUCAAUUACAAUCCUGAUCGAGAUUUGAUUGUGUUGGCAGGGGAUUUAGUUUACCGUGGUCCAGAUAAUGUUGGUGUAAUUCGAUAUGCACGCGAAAUUGGAGCCAUGUGUGUGCGUGGCAACCAUGACCAUGUUGUUGUCCGAUUCAUGACAUACGAGUUGCAACAUGGCCCAAUUGAUCAAGAUUCCAAAGAUACCAUGCCAGAAGGUGAUGUUGAGGAUCCACUCAAGUUUGAUGAUGAUCAUGUGGACAUAGUAAAGAAUAUGACACGCGAAGACUAUGAUUAUCUUGCCAGCUGCCCUCUCGUUAUUGAAUUUCCUACGCUUAAUAAUUCACGUGUCGUGCAUGGGGGUCUUGAUCCAUCUGUCGAAUCCACCGUCAACAAUGACCCUUAUUGGAUUGUGAAUAUGCGCAACAUUCACAAAGGAGAGCCCGAACGCACCAAGAGUAAAGGAGAGCAUUGGGCUGAUUAUUGGACGAGAGCACAAGCCAACGAGACACAUCCUGUGAAUAUUUACUAUGGCCAUGAUGCUGGACGUGGUCUGGAUUUGGAAGCAGUGACCUUUGGCACUGACAGCGGAUGUGUUUAUGGCAAACAACUCACCGCAUUAGAAAUGAAGACGCACAACUUGACUCAAGUAGAUUGCCCAGAGUAUAGUAAUUAG